Molecule: messenger RNA, 1070 nt
Organism: Betta splendens (Siamese fighting fish)
Lineage: Eukaryota; Metazoa; Chordata; Actinopteri; Anabantiformes; Osphronemidae
Gene: iscua
Product: iron-sulfur cluster assembly enzyme
Exons: 5
Coding region: 61-555 (164 amino acids)
Biological process (GO): iron-sulfur cluster assembly; intracellular iron ion homeostasis
Cellular component (GO): cytoplasm; mitochondrial matrix
Molecular function (GO): 2 iron, 2 sulfur cluster binding; ferrous iron binding
Source: RefSeq, a predicted model, not a curated record
GACAGUUCGGUUAAAUUCGCUGCCGCUCGUGCGUUUCCGUUCGAGACUUGGCGAGUGAACAUGGCGCGGUUCGUAGGAAAGUCUGCGACCUCGCUGUUGUUAUUCAGCCGAAGAUUACUCAGACCGGAGCUGAACGCCCUCUGUUCAUAUCACAAAAAGGUGGUCGACCACUACGAAAACCCAAGAAAUGUUGGUUCUCUGGACAAAAACUCCAAGAACGUGGGGACGGGCUUGGUGGGUGCACCAGCCUGUGGCGAUGUGAUGAAACUUCAGAUUGAGGUGGAUGAACAUGGCAAGAUCGUGGAUGCUAAGUUUAAGACAUUUGGCUGUGGCUCGGCCAUUGCCUCCAGUUCUCUAGCAACAGAAUGGGUCAAGGGGAAGUCGGUUGAUGAAGCGCUGAAGAUCAAAAACACAGAUAUUGCCAAAGAAUUAUGCCUUCCGCCAGUCAAGCUUCAUUGCUCAAUGCUUGCAGAGGAUGCCAUCAAAGCAGCGCUGUCAGACUACCGAGUUAAACAACAGGACAAGAAGGAGGAACACGCCAAAGCCAGCGGCUAACAUGCAGGUCUCCUCAUGGGAUGUGUCACGGAUAUCUCAGCAUCAGCAAACAUCAGAUAGCAUAGCAGUGCUCUGUGGACAAUGAGUAACACUACAUCAGGUCUUGCAGCCUUCUGGGAGAUUCACACGCUUUUUAAAAAGCUCCAAGAUUCCGUUAUUGUUGAAGUGCCAGAUGAUAAUGUUCAUAUUUCCAAAUGAGAUGCUUAUUAAUUCAUACAGAUCUUGGGGUUGAAACCCAAGGCAAAUGUGUGAAGAGAUUGAUGUUCCUUAAUUUUUAAACAAGAAUACCAAACAGAGUUGCUACUUUUCAGUGCUUUUCUUUUACACUGAACAUGAGAUGCAUCAUAAACUUACAAAUGUUUUUGUUUGGCAUGUUUAAGCUUCAUUUUGGCUUGUUUGUAUAAAAUCACCAGCCCCAUGUGGAGCAUUCUGUAUGAAAAUGCAGUUAUUAAGGAACCUCUGGGUACAAAGAGAAAAACACAAUCAUUUACGUGAAUUAAAUAAGCAAAAGCCUU